AUGGCCGACUAUCUUCUCUUCGAGAGCCCUGUGGGCUACUCGCUCUUCAAGAAUACCAUGAAGGGCGAUAUUGUGGGCAACAGCCUGAAGGAGGUCCAGACUGGUGUCAACGACCUUGCCAAGUUUGGCAAGAUGGUUGAGCUGGCUAGUUUCCUGCCUUUCGAAAACAACAAGCAGGCCCUCGGUGAAAUCAACGAUGUCUCUGAAGGUGUCGCCUCAGAGGCUCUGGUUUCUUUCCUCGAACUGAACCUUCCCAAGCCCAACAAGAAGGGCAAGGUCACUCUCGGCCUUUGCGACAAGGGUCUCGCCGGUAGCAUCAAGUCCGCCUUCUCCUUCGUGGAGUGUGAAACCGGUGACACCAGCGAGGUUGUCCAGGAUCUUCUCCGUGGCAUUCGUCUUCACUUCGCCAAGCUGCUGAACCAGCUCCGUGAGGGCGAUAUGGAUACCGCCCAGCUUGGUCUCGGUCACGCCUACUCCCGCGCUAAGGUCAAGUUCUCUGUCCAGCGUGACGACAACCACAUCAUUCAGGCUAUUGCCAUCCUUGACCAACUUGACAAGGCCAUCAACACCUUCUCCAUGCGUGUUCGUGAGUGGUAUUCUUGGCACUUCCCUGAACUGUACAAGAUUGUUUCGGACAACCAGCGCUACGCCCAGCUUGCGCUCUUCGUGAAGGACAAGAAGAACCUGAAUGAUGAGCACCUGCACGAUAUUGCCGCUCUCGUAGAGGACGACAAGGAUGUUGCCCAGAGCGUCAUCGAUGCCGCCAAGCACAGUAUGGGUCAGGAGAUCGGUGAAUCCGACAUGGAGAAUGUCAUUGCCUUUGCCGAACGUGUUGUCAGCCUUGCCAAGUACCGCAAGGAGCUUUACCAGUACCUGGUCUCCAAGAUGAGCGUUGUCGCCCCCAACCUGGCUACGCUGAUCGGUGAGGUCGUCGGUGCCCGUCUGAUCUCGCACGCUGGUAGCUUGACCAACCUGUCCAAGUACCCUGCCUCCACCGUCCAGAUUCUCGGUGCCGAGAAGGCUCUUUUCCGUGCUCUGAAGACCAAGGGUAACACUCCCAAGUAUGGUUUGCUGUACCACUCUUCCUUCAUUGGCCGCGCCGGUCCCAAGAACAAGGGUCGUAUCUCUCGAUUCCUCGCCAACAAGUGCUCUAUUGCUUCUCGUAUCGACAACUUCUCCGAGACCCCGACCACUAAGUUUGGUGAGGUUCUUAAGCAGCAAGUUGAGGAGCGUCUGGACUUCUACGCCACCGGUGCUGCCCCCACCAAGAACGAGGUUGCUAUGAAAUCCGCUAUGGAUGCCGUCCUUGCUGGCAUUGAUGUCGACGUUGAUGGCAGCGACGAGGAGAUGGAGGAUGCCGACAAGAAGGAAAAGAAGGACAAGAAGGAGAAGAAGGAGAAGAAGGAGAAGAGCGACAAGACUGACAAGAGCGAGAAGAAGAAGAAGCGCAAGUCGGAUGUCGGCGAGGGUGAGUCCGAGAAGAAGAAGAAGCGCAAGCACGGUGAUGAUGGAGAAUCUUCGAAGAAGAAGCACAAGUCUUAA
Messenger RNA from Penicillium waksmanii, 1542 nucleotides. RefSeq names its product snoRNP complex protein NOP56 (gene sik1). The transcript has 3 exons. NCBI's taxonomy places the organism in Eukaryota, Fungi, Ascomycota, Eurotiomycetes, Eurotiales, Aspergillaceae. The coding region runs from base 1 to 1542 and encodes 513 amino acids. The record is from RefSeq and is a predicted model, not a curated record. Gene Ontology annotation, cellular component: box C/D methylation guide snoRNP complex; small-subunit processome. Gene Ontology annotation, molecular function: snoRNA binding.